This is a messenger RNA of Hypoxylon trugodes, 885 nucleotides long. RefSeq lists its product as uncharacterized. NCBI's taxonomy places the organism in Eukaryota, Fungi, Ascomycota, Sordariomycetes, Xylariales, Hypoxylaceae. The transcript is spliced from 4 exons. The coding region runs from base 1 to 885 and encodes 294 amino acids. The record is from RefSeq and is a predicted model, not a curated record.
AUGAGCCACAAAAGAAUUUGUGUAGAUCCAUACCAAGAGGCGCCAGAGAAGAAGAAAAAGAAAGAACACCAUACUUCCACCACCAAAACAGCGAAAAGCCCCUCCCAACCGGAGCAUGAAGAAUCGAAAACACUAUCGGUUCUGCCGUCCAAUCCUACUGACGGACACACCAAACCAAAACCUAAGCCUCUCCGACCGCCAACAACUCUACUUGACAUUGGCAUAUCUAUUGAGGAUUGGAAGAUGCUGGAAGAGUCUCAGAAGAAUCUUCCACGGUUUCUCUUUCGUGCCUUCGGUUCCAAGUCUGGGGGCGACCCUCGUCUGAACACUAGAUCCGGUAUAAUCCCAAGAGGAUUUCUCGACUCUAAAACGCCGACGAACAUGUAUGAGAAUCGUCAUCUCUGGUACAUAAUCGACAGACAUUUGGGCGGAGUAGAUAUCAACACCGACUUUAGCUCAUGGGCGAGCUGCAUUACUAUGGCUUUGAAAUAUGCCAAUAUUGCGUCAUACGUCGCAAUCAUCGACGUAACUCUAUUAGCACCACAUGUAAAAAUUUACCACGUCUUAGAUUUAUAUCGGGUCAAGCUUGCGAAAGACGAAUACCCACAGGAGUAUCUAGCAUACGGUCCAAUCAGCGGUCCCGCAUUUCACUGCGUUAACAUGGAGGAUAUAAAGAAUACAGCUUACUAUAGCCUCGCUGGACGGUCUUAUGGUACUGAUGGUUACUUCGAUGGGGAUAUAUACGAAGAUCCAGGGAAGAGAGUCGCCACAGCGAAAAAGUUGGCUAGCCUGUUUCGCCCUAACCACGACAAACGCCCAGAUAUUAUUAUAGCACUCACGGCGGCCUUCUCGAGUCUGCCAUAUUGUGGGUUUCGCACUGGCUAA